Molecule: messenger RNA, 4920 nt
Organism: Leptidea sinapis
Lineage: Eukaryota; Metazoa; Arthropoda; Insecta; Lepidoptera; Pieridae
Gene: Dp1
Product: vigilin
Exons: 17
Coding region: 190-3984 (1264 amino acids)
Cellular component (GO): nucleus; cytoplasm
Molecular function (GO): mRNA binding
Source: RefSeq, a predicted model, not a curated record
UCUUAUCUGUGGUCUUUGGUCUAUGUUAAUUGACUAUUAUUGUUAGUCUAUGUUCCUCCGACCGCGACAGCGAUAGGUGGAGCAAUACCUGAUCCUGGCGUCUCUAGGCUAAAAAUUCUGGUCGAUCAGCUACAGUACGCACGUACUGUAACGACUUGGCGCGAACAAGGACCGCUGGAGGAGUUUGAAAUGAUGCAUCAGCCACCAAUGAUGGAUAUGAUUCCUGUUCCCUCUGAUCUACCUGUGCACAACAACGAGGAGAUGAACAAUGUUGGAUACGAGAAUAAUAGCACUUAUGCGUACGACGAUCUUUUCCCAGCAUUGCCACAUUCUCAACCUCCCAUUCAACGUAGUAUUCAACAGGUGCCUAGCAAGAUGCGCGUUGGGUCGUCUCUGCAUACGCAGGUUUUCCAUGUUCCAUUUGAAGAAAGAAAAUUAGACAAUGCUAAUACUUUCGGUGAAGGUGAAUCAUUGCGUACUUGCCAAUCCAUAACGAAGGACACAGGUGCCCACAUUGAAAUAUCAACCAGCAAAGAUGGAAGUCUCACCUUCCUUAUAACAGGAAAAAAUAGUGCUGUUCUUGAUGCAAGACGUCUCAUUUUAACUCAUUUCCAGCAACAGGCAAGCAAACAAAUAUCAAUUCCAAAAGAACACCACCGUGUAAUCUUGGGUAAACUGGGCCAUAAAUUGAAAGAAUUGGAAAAAGUGACUGCAACGAAAAUAAGUGUUCCAGGAAUAUCAGACAAUAGUGAAACUAUUACAAUUACUGGCACCAAGGAAGGGAUAGAGAAAGCUGAACAUGAAAUCCGUGUUUGCUCAGAAGAACAGUCAAGGAAAGCUCUAGAACGUAUCUCAAUUCCAAAAAUAUACCAUCCAUUCAUCCAAGGACCAUUUGGAGAACGUGCUGCAGCACUUACUGCCGAAACUGGUGCCCGUAUACAUAUCCCUCCCACAUCCACUCAAAAAGAUGAGAUUGUAAUUGCUGGUGAAAAGAAUGGAGUUCUUGCUGCCAAAGCACAGAUUGAGCAAAUCUAUGAGGAGAUGAAAAAGAAGUGUCAAACCGUAAAGGUGGAGGUGCCUAAAUCGCAACAUAAAUAUGUUAUUGGUGCUCGUGGAACAACUAUUCAAGAAAUACUAAGGGAGACUGGUGUGUCUGUUGAGAUGCCACCACCUGAUUCUCCUCUUGGGACAAUCACUCUUCAUGGACCACACAACAAGAUAGGCUCAGCUCUUACCAUGGUAUGCGAAAAGGCGAAUUCAGUUAAAACAGCAACUGUUGAUGCUCCAACAUGGAUUCAUAAGUAUAUCAUUGGAAAAGAUGGUUCAAACAUUAAGAAGAUUACACAGGACUACCCUAAGAUUCACGUUGAUAUUACACAUUCAGAAGACAAAGUGAAAAUUGAUGGACCCCCAGAAGAAGUUGAACGUGUUACAGUAGAAUUGGAUGACUUUGUAAAAAAUUUGCUUGCAACAAUAACAUAUGUUGAUUUGACUGUUGAUUCUAAGUAUUUUAAACACAUAAUUGGCAAAAGUGGAGCAAACAUUCAUAGGCUGAAGGAUGAGACUGGUGUUGUGAUCAAUAUUUUAAAGAAUGAAAGCAACAAUACAAUACGAAUUGAAGGAACCCAACAAGGUGUUGCAGAUGCUGAAAGGGAACUGAGAGAAAUGGUCAUGAAAUUAGAAAAUGAGAGAUCUAAAGAAUUUUAUGUUGACCAUAGAUAUAUUAAGUCCUUAAUAGGUACAAGAGGUGAAAGAAUUAAGGAAAUACGUGAAAAAUUCGACCGGGUGUUUAUAUCACUGCCUGAUCAGGGUCAAAAGAGAAGUCCAAUUAAAUUAAGAGGUCCCCAGGAAGAUAUCGAAAAAUGUGAAAAGUACCUCCAUAAACUAAUGAAAGAAAUUGCAGAGUCAUCAUAUGUACAAGAACUGCCUAUAUUCAAACAGUUCCACAAAUUCAUUAUUGGAAAGGGUGGACUAAACCUGAAAAAGAUUCGGGAUGAGACACAGACUGUAAUUGACCUACCAGCUGAAGGAGAUGAUAGUGAUGUUAUAACUGUAAGAGGUAAACGAGAAAAUGUAGAAGAAGCUGUAAAAAGAAUACAACAAAUACACAAUGAGAAAGCAAACAUUGUUACUGAAGAAGUUACAAUUCCACCUAAAUACUAUAAUUCACUGAUAGGAGCUGGUGGUAAACUUAUUCAUUCCAUUAUGGAGGAGUGUGGUGGUGUACUCAUUAAAUUUCCUCCUGCAGAAAGUGACAGUGAUAAAGUAAUUAUUAAGGGUCCAAUUGAAGAUGUUGAGAAGGCCAAGCAACAAUUGUUAGCCCAUGCUUCAGAGAGAGAGCUUACGUCACAUACAGCGACAGUAAGAGCAAAAUCAGAACAUCACAAAUUCCUUAUUGGAAAGAAUGGUGCCAAUAUUAAGAAAAUACGUGAACAAACUGGUGCUAGGAUUGUCUUUCCUACCGACAAAGAUGAGGAUAAGGAGGCCAUCUUUAUUAUAGGUCGGGAAGAUCAAGUGGAAGCAGCCCGUAAACAACUUGAGGCAGCUGUAUCAGAUAUCAGCAAUGUCUCAGAGAGUGAGAUGUCUGUUGAUCCUAAGCAUCACCGACACUUUGUGGCAAGACGUGGUGAGGUGCUGCGUCGCAUUGCUGACGAUUGUGGUGGCGUUCAGAUAUCUUUCCCGAGGCAAGGUGUCAACAGUGAUCGUGUUGUGCUCAAGGGUCCUAAAGAAUGUAUUGAAGCUGCUAAAAUUAGGAUAAGUGAAAUCAUUGAAGAUUUAGAUGCUAAGGUGACAAUUGAUUGCAUAAUUCCGCAAAGACAUCAUCGCACUGUGAUGGGGUCUAGAGGUUCAAAGGUUAAGGACAUCACAGCAGAGUUUGAUGUGCAAAUAAAGUUCCCUGAGCGAGAUACAACAGAUGGUGCCGAACAACAAGUUCGUUAUGAUGACAAUGCAGAGCCAGGUCCUAAUGAUAUAAUUAGGAUAACCGGACGCCCAGAAAACUGUGAAGCCGCGAAGCAAGCACUUUUGGACCAGGUUCCUGUAACAAUAGAAGCGGAAGUGCCAAAUGAAUUGCAUAGGCUGCUUGCUGGCCAGAAGAGAAGAGAGUUGAUGCAGACCUAUGAUGUGCACAUUCUUAUGCCAGCAAAUGAUGAAAAUAGUGACAUUGUCAAGUUAACUGGUACUCCUGUGAAUGUGGAGAGAGCCAAGGAAGCUCUUGUCGAGAAGAUAGCUGAAAUGGAAAAAGAAAGAGAAGACAGAAUUCUCAGAUCCUUUGAAGUAAAGUUCCAAGUAGACCCUGAGUACCAUCCACUUGUCAUUGGCUCGGGUGGACUUGUGAUUAGAAAGAUUCGUACUGACUAUGGAGUACAAAUCAAUCUGCCAAAACGUGGUGAGCCCGAUGAUAACAUUAUAACCAUCCAGGGUUAUGAAGACAAGGUGCUGCAGGCUAAGGAUGCCAUUAUGGCAAUUGUUCAACAACUUGACAAUCGGUACCGAGAGGAGGUCGAUAUCGACCCGCGUGUGCACAGACGUCUCAUAGGGCUGAAGGGAAGGAACAUUCGUCGCAUCAUGGACGAGUACAAGGUCGACAUCCGCUUCCCCAAGCAGCCUGCUGAUGGUAGUUCAGCGCCCCCAGCAAUGACAGUAGUCAUUGCAGGUAAUGAGGAGGACAAUGUACUCGAUGCCAAGGACCAUCUGCUCAAUGUUGCCGAGGAAUAUUUACAAGAUGUGACAGACCGGUACCAACGACCGGCUGCCCCGUCAUUGGGUGACUUCGGCGAGGCUCUGACCGUGGAAAGUUCAGCCCCAGCUGUGAAUGCCAAUAAUCCUCCAUCAACUGGUUUCGUGGUUAAGGGCGGGCCGUGGGAGCAACGCGCCCCAGACACUGCCUCAACUCAUGAAUUUCCAACCAUGCCUGGAGGACCUCGCGCAGCCCCAGCCCCUCAGCCUACUUCUGCUCCACCAACCUGGGGACCCCGUCGCUAAAUUCUUCAUACCAUCAGAACACCUGAACCACAACAUCUAAAACUGGUUUUUUAUAUGACUAUUCCGCUAUUUAAGUAUGUGCAUGUCUCUUCAACUAGACUUCUUCAUUUUCUUUUAUUUUAUUAAUCUUUGUUUCAUAACUUAACUGUCGUGUAGAUUAUCAAUUUAAAUAUAUACAUAUCCCUGACCAGUGUGCUAUAAGGUUGAGGCCUAAGCUUGGAGUUAUUGAGAUACACUCGCGAAAAUUCCUAAAUUUUACAGUUAAUUAACACUUGACUCAGAUUUAAGCAUUUAUAACAUGUAACAGCUGAACAGUCAAUAGAUUAAUAAGAUUGACUUAAUUCUUGAUUUUAAUGUCUUUUUCAUAACUUAAUGUUCUUCCAGUCGCAGUAUUGGAAGAUUAUAAGCUAACAUUUUAAAAUCUAAAGGUUGUUUUUGUCUUUUCCGAAUUAAGCCAUACCGUUGUAUUUUUAUUUCUUAGUUGAUAAAUUGCAUAGAUGUUAAUUAUUAUUUUAUUGAAUAUGCCAUUAUUUGAGAUGUUUAUCAUGUUGGUUUGAUUUUUACAUAAUAUAAUUAUGCAUAAUAAUAAUAUAUAAUAUUGAUAAUAAUAUAAGUUACGUAACAUGGUUCAAUACAUACUAUUUUUUUACUUUUUCUUCACGCUCUUUUUUGUUUACAAUUUUGUUUUGCGUUGUCUUUUAUAUGGACUAUUGAGCUAAUGUUAUUUAACCAUGUUAUGUAGGUACACAAUAUGUGUAAUUGUACUUAUUGGGAAAAUGUAAUGGAAUAAUUUUUCAUAAUAUUAUCUUUUUUAUGUUUGUAGUGUUACCUACAAAAAUGAAUUGAGUAAAUCAUAAGAUGAAAAGUAAUAUUUUUACAAAGUAAUUGUACAUAGGUAAUUGUGGUUGAAAUAUUAAAUAAAACCUUUUACAAUUA